AUGUCCACUUUUCGUUUCGCUCGUUGUUUUGCUACACGUGCAAGAGCACCAAGGACUUCAGCGUUUGCCUUCAGUUCAUUGACGCCAGUUUCUACUGUUUCUGUAUCUUUACGUAAUCGAAUUUUCCCUUCGGUUUCUCGUAAUUAUACUGCUCAAACCUCCGAAAAAAAGGGCGGAAGUAGUGCUAUAUUAUGGAUUGGUGCUGGCCUUAUUGCAGCAGGAGCUGGCUAUUACUAUUUCGCUAAUCCUGAAUUAGGAGCAAAAAAUAUUGUCCCUACAAAUAAAGAACCUGAUUAUCAAAAAAUUUAUGAUCAAAUUGCUGAUGUUCUUGAAGAUAAUGACUGGGAUGAUGGGUCAUGGGGUCCAGUUUUCGUUCGUUUAGCAUGGCAUGCUGCCGGUACUUAUGACAAAAAUACAAAAACUGGUGGUAGUAACGGUGCUACCAUGAGAUUCUCUCCAGAAUCUGAUCAUGGUGCAAAUGCUGGCUUAAAAGCUGCGAGAGAAAAAUUGGAAUCUAUUAAAAAAAAAAAUCCUGAAAUAUCAUAUUCAGAUUUAUGGAGUUUAGCGGCUGGAGGGCCUAAAAUUCCAUGGAUACCUGGCCGUAAGGAUGAUGAAGCCGCUGCUUGUACACCGGAUGGCCGUCUUCCUGAUGCGUCUAAAGGGUCUUCUCAUCUUCGAGACAUUUUCUAUCGUAUGGGAUUCGAUGAUCGAGAAAUUGUCGUACUUGCUGGUGCGCACGCCCUUGGAAGAUGUCAUCCAGAUCGAUCAGGUUUUGAUGGACCAUGGACUUCGAGUCCCACAAUGUUCACCAAUGGAUUUUACCAAGAACUUUUAGGAAAGAAGUGGGUAGAAAAAAAAUGGAAAGGGCCAAAACAAUUUGUUGAUAAGGAAACAGGUGAACUUAUGAUGCUUCCCGCAGACCUCUCCUUAAUUCAGGAUAAAGCUUUUAAGCCACACGUAGAAAAAUAUGCAAAAGAUGAGGAAUUGUUUUUCAAAGAUUUUGCUGCAGUAUUUCAUAAACUUGAAGAACUUGGUGUACCAAGAACUGGUGAUGAAAAAGUUUAUUAUUUUAAGACCAAAGAUUAA
Messenger RNA from Dentiscutata erythropus, 1086 nucleotides. The record is from the annotation of a GenBank genome assembly. Lineage: Eukaryota; Fungi; Glomeromycota; Glomeromycetes; Diversisporales; Gigasporaceae.